GAGAAUCUCGGCGCCUGAAGCACUUCGUUCCCCAUGAUGCUCCGGAAUGACGUAGCCGGAAGCGCGGGUGGGACACGGAAGUGAAGGAAAAUGGCGGAGGAUACUGGAAAGGCGGCGGCAGCCUCGGUUGCUCCGGUGUCGUUUGGUUUCACCCGAACAACCGGGCGGAGGCGGUUUCUUUUCGUGACCGGGCAGGAUGGCGCCGAACCGAAACAGGAACCCGAUUUCCUGACUGCCGUGGAGGGCCGGGAGUUGCAAAGUGUCCGGCCAGCUCCACAACCAAAAGAACUUGUCAUUCCCCUGAUCCAGAAAAACCAAUGGAAGAAACCAGGGGCCCCAGAACCCCUCAAGGAGCAGGAUGAGGUCAAUGGCGUUGAAGCACAAGCUGUCCGAGAACUCAUUGAAGAAUCCAAGAAGUCACAGGAGCAAUGGGAGAGUGGCACCAAGGUAGACCCUGCCUUUUCCAUUCCUCUCCUCAUGCAGAACCGUGUCCCCGACGGCUAUGAGGAUGGAGAGAAGGUGGAUGUCAGCCUGCGUCCAGACUCGUCGACUGAGACAGAUUAUGAAGAGGUACCAGUGGAAGCCUAUGGUCUUGCCAUGCUGAAGGGCAUGGGUUGGAAGGAAGGUGAAGGCAUUGGGCAUACCUUCAAGCAGGACGUGAAACCUCUGGAGAACCGCCUUCGGCCAAAGGGCUUGGGUCUUGGAGCAGACCGUUCGGCAGCCCAGGAGUUACAGCCCUCGGGACCCCGCCGCCCUCCAAAACCUGGUGAGGAGCCCCCAAAGGGCAAGGAUGAACCUUUGGGCUUGGUUGCAGGGGGCGCUGUCUUCAUUGAGAUCGGUCCUCACAAGGAGCUGUAUGGAAAAAUUGAAGGCGUAGAUGGAGAUAAUGCUCGUAUCAUGGUGAAAUUGGCCAUUGGUGGGAAAACAGUGACUGUAAGUCAGCAUGGCGUUCGACCUGUGACACAGAAGGAAUAUGAUAAGCUUGCCAAAGAUCUUAGCCGCCUCAGCAAGGCCCACAAAGAGAAAGAAGCAGUGCAGCGGAACGGGAGCAAGCUUGACUCAGAUAACAGACUAUCAGAAGACAAAAAGGGGGACAGAGACAAGAAGAGGAAACAUCCAGCAGGCACAGACCGAGAUGAAAGUGCUGGAAAGCAGAGCAAGUGUGAGGGCAGCAGCCAUUCCUCUUCUAGAACUCCUCACUGGCUGCGGCGGGACUUGCGGGUUCGCUUUGUGGAUAAGCUCUACAAGGGGGGCAAAUAUUACAAUACUAAGAUGGUGAUUGAAGAUGUGCUGAAGCCAGACUCGUGUGUGUGCCGAACAGAAGAGGGUCGGAUUCUAGAUGGGAUCCAUGAAUCCAUGUUGGAGACAAUUAUUCCUCGAAGCGAUUCGAACCAGGUCAUGGUGGUACUGGGGGAGCAUUCUGGCCAGGUGGGCCACAUAUUACGUCGAGACAAGGAACAGAGCCGUGCUCUGGUGCAGCUCCAGCAGGAUGAGGAGAAGCUGCUGUCACUGGAUUAUGAUGCUGUCUGUCAAUAUGUUGGUGGUUCAGAGGACGAAUGAACCUCUCAGCCUCACUGCCAUACACAGCAUCUGCAGGACUCCUAAGACCUAACAUAACAGGGGGAAAAACAGUAUAGGACUGUGAGCAGAGAACAAGACUGUCUCCCUAUUAAGAGCAGAUGCUCUGUUGUUUUUGUUUUUUAAAUGAAGGCUAAAUAUGAGGUUACUUGGAUUUUCACCAGUAACGGUGUACUAAUUUCUGGUUUCUAAACCAUUGAGCUAGUUCUCAAGUACCUGAUUAUCAAAGGCUGCCAAACAUACUCACUGAAUGAAGUUUAGACCACCGCUAAAAAGUUACAGGCCAACUCUGGUUCCAAGGCUGGCCUGAGAACAAUGUGACUUACAUCAGUCUGAUUCAGGUCUAGCAUUUGAGUCUGGAUUUUUAGCCCCUGGGUUCUGAUCUUGAGAAUAGCUAGUGCAUUCUGUCUGUUGAAAUACAGGAAAAAGACUGGUGUGUUUUUGUGUAUAAAAUAUUUUGCUCUUAAAAUAAAGGGAAAAAGUGUUUGGGCAUUCAA
This is a messenger RNA of Pogona vitticeps (central bearded dragon), 2075 nucleotides long. RefSeq names its product G-patch domain and KOW motifs (gene GPKOW). Gene Ontology annotation, molecular function: nucleic acid binding. Lineage: Eukaryota; Metazoa; Chordata; Lepidosauria; Squamata; Agamidae. The record is from RefSeq and is a predicted model, not a curated record. Gene Ontology annotation, biological process: mRNA splicing, via spliceosome. Gene Ontology annotation, cellular component: spliceosomal complex.